Molecule: messenger RNA, 1801 nt
Organism: Brassicogethes aeneus
Lineage: Eukaryota; Metazoa; Arthropoda; Insecta; Coleoptera; Nitidulidae
Source: the annotation of a GenBank genome assembly
AUAUAAUAUUAUAAUUAAUUACUAUGAUAUCGGUUGUUUUUUAUCCUCUUUAUGCAAGGAUUUAAUUAAAAAUGAGAUUAUUUUGUUAUUGAAUAAAACAAACAUGUUGUUAUUUAUUUUUAAAAACAGGAAAUUAAUGGAUACCUAUUUAGUACAAAAAGGCUAAAAAUUUCCAAGCAACAUAACCUAAAUAAUUUUUUUGUUUUUUCUGUAGUGAAUUGAUUAUUAUUAUAAGUAUUUUUAAAGGUAGUUUGUAACUAAAAUAAUUUUAUCACCUUUGUUUUGUUUGUUAUAUUUUUUCAUUCGAAUUGAAAAACACUUACUGUAUAAAAUUCUUGGACUUUGAACUUUUAUACCAGAUAAGUGUUUUCUACAACCAAAAAGCUUAUAAAUAUCUGAGUACAAAGUUGAACAUUUACUGUCCAGUGUUUCCAUAAAAAGGCUCUUACAAGAUGACUUCGUUAAUUAAAGGUGUAAUGAUGGUUGGAGCCAAGCGUACCCCUUUUGGUACCUAUGGGGGUAAACUAAAAAAUAUCAGUAUUACCCAACUACAAGUUAUAUCGGCUAAAGCAGCCCUGGCCCAAGCAAAUGUUAAACCUGAAAAUGUUGAUUCUGUAUGCAUAGGAAACGUUUUAUCUGCUGCAGCAGCCGAUGGUGGUUUUAUAGCCAGACACGUAGGUCUGCAAUGUGGGGUCCCAAUCGACAGGCCAGCCUUGAUAGUUAACAGGUUAUGUGGAUCAGGGUUCCAGUCCAUUGUUAAUAGCGCACAAGAUAUUGUCACAGGCGUUGCCAAAGUGGCUCUAACCGGUGGAGUUGAUAAUAUGUCCGCGGCGCCCUUCGUGGCGAGAAACAUGCGUUUUGGGGUUCCACUAGGCACCAGCCCCACCCUGGAAGAUUCUUUGUGGUUGGGCCUCAUGGAUACUUACUGUAAAUUGCCCAUGGCUUUGACGGCGGAAAAAUUGGGCGAACAAUAUCAGAUCAAAAAAGACGAUGUCGAUGCUUUCGCUCUCAGGUCUCAGCAGAAAUGGAAAGAAGCUCAAACUGCCGGUAGAUUCAAGGACGAAAUCACCCCGGUGGAAAUCAAAACUAAAAAGGGCGUGGUAAACUUCGAAAUCGACGAACAUCCAAAACCUGAAACUACCAUCGAAAACCUAAAAAAAUUGCCCACCAUGUUCAAAAAAGACGGUCUAGUCACCGCUGGAUCUGCAUCUGGUAUUUGUGAUGGAGCAGGCGCUGUAGUUAUCGCUAGCGAAGAAGCAUGCGCACAACAAGGCUUGAAACCCAUCUGCAGAAUAGUCGCUUAUUCUGUCGUGGGAGUCGAACCUUCCAUCAUGGGUCUUGGACCAGCACCUGCGAUCAAAAACAUUUUAAAAGCUACCGGAAAAUCUUUGAACGAUAUCGAUUUGAUUGAGAUUAAUGAAGCCUUUGGAGCCCAAACUUUGGCUUGUGCCAAGGAUUUAAAUUUGGACAUGAACAAAUUAAAUGUAAAUGGGGGUGCUAUUGCUUUGGGUCAUCCACUGGCUGCUUCAGGAGCUAGAAUUAUGGGAACAUUGGCCUAUGAAUUAAAGAGAAGAGGUGGCAAAUACGGUAUUGGUUCAGCCUGUAUUGGUGGUGGACAAGGAAUUGCCAUUAUGAUUGAAGCCGUCUAAUUUUUUUAUAUUUAUAAUUGUUGAGACAUUGCAUUUUUUGAAUUAAUUUUAAUGUUUUUGAAAUAUCUUUUAUAAGACUUUAAACCUGUUUUUACUACUUUAGUUUUUGUACUAAUAUUACUUUAUACAGCCAAUAAAUACUUUUUAUAUGA